Messenger RNA from Eucalyptus grandis, 1252 nucleotides. RefSeq lists its product as uncharacterized. The record is from RefSeq and is a predicted model, not a curated record. The transcript has 7 exons. Lineage: Eukaryota; Viridiplantae; Streptophyta; Magnoliopsida; Myrtales; Myrtaceae. The coding region runs from base 304 to 927 and encodes 207 amino acids.
CACUCCUUCCAUUCGUUUCAUUGGUGGAAGAUGGUGAAGCGGGCCUGGCUCCGCUUCGUUGACUCGACGACCUUUCCUGGAGAAGCUCCAGCUUGGCCGAGUCCAGUCGUCAUGUUCCUCCAUCUACCGUUCGCAAUCUGUCUCUCCUCGAGCCGGCCGUUGUCUUGGUCCUGCGUUCGUAGUAUAAAAAAGCCGGCCGUCGUUGUUCUUGGGGCGUCGCGUUCAAGCUUUCUUGGCUCGCCGGUUCUUCUUCCUGUUCUUCUUCUUCGUCUUCUUGUGCAGAGGUGAUUGAGCUUCGCGGCCAUGGCGUCUCAGGAGCAUCUGGAGAGUCUGAAAGCCCGCCAGAAUUACAGGAAUAUCUGGCGCACUGACCUCGUGCACACCGUUCAGGAAGACAUUCCCUUCUGCUGCUUUGCCACGUGGUGCGGACCAUGUGCUUCGUACUUGCUUCGGAGAAGAGCCCUUUACAAUGACAUGUCCAGAUAUGUGUGUUGCGCUGGUUACAUGCCCUGUAGCGGAAGGUGCGGAGAGAGUCAGUUUCCCGAGCUAUGCCUUGCCGCUGAGGUCAUCUGCUGCUUUGGAUAUUCAGUGGGCUCGACACGCUUCCUCUUGCAAGAUGAGUUCAACAUACAGACCACUCAAUGCGACAAUUGUAUCAUUGCCACCAUGAUCAUCCUCAAUCAAGUUGCCUGCGUGUUUUCGAUCAUAGCAAUGAUAUGCGGAAACAGCCAGAUUCAGCAGGCUUCGCAGAUGCUCAGCUGUCUAGCCAACACGGUUUACUGCACGGUUUGCGCGUGCAUGCAGACUCAGCACAAGAUAGAAAUGGACAAGCGAGACGGCUUGUUCAACGACGCACCGAUGUUCGCUCCUCAAUUUCAGCAAAUGUCGCGCCUCGACCAGCGAAUGCCUCCCUCGGUCGGGUAUUAGCCGCGUCAGCCUGUCUACCAACACCCCUAUCCUUUUCUCCAGCUACUCGGGACGAAACCUUUCUCAGCUGUCUUUGGAUGCUGAUCAUGCAAUCAAAGUUUAUCUUCCUCACAGUUUCCAAUAUAAAAAUCUUAGCUUCUUAUUCAUGUGGGAACCAUCUCCCUUUUCACUUGGAUUUGUAUCCGGACAUUCUUGAACUCGUGUUCUACUGUUGGGACGAACAAUGGGAUGCGGUCUGUAUUCUAAAUAGCGCGGUCCGUUUCUUUCGAAGAGACAGACUGCUGUAAUGGUCAUAUUCUCUUGAAUAAUCUCUUCGUUUCUUUAA